ACCUCUUGGCCGGAUGUGAGGAGCCGGUUUGCUUCCGGGCGAGGGGGAGAAGAAUGGAAGAUGAGCUCCCAGAGAGGGAACGUGUCCCGGACGCGAGCUCAACGGCACCAGAACGCUCAAGGCUUCCGGAAUGACAAGUACGACUCCAGCGCCCAACGAAAGAAAAUCAAUGCAAAACACCAUGAAGGGCUCUGUCAACAUUGUAAGGAGGUCCUGGAAUGGCGGGUAAAAUUCAACAAGUAUAAGCCAUUAACACAGGCUAAAAAAUGCAUAAAAUGUCUGCAAAAGACAGUAAAGGAUUCUUACCAUAUUAUCUGCAGAUCAUGUGCCUGCGCCCUGGAGCUGUGUGCUAAGUGUGGAAAGAGGGAAGACAUCGUGAUUCCAAUUCAGACAAAUCUACAGCAUACUGAGCAAAAGCCUUUCCAAAACCAUCAAAGACAGAAUAACAGAAAGGAUGUAUUUGAGAAAGAUGAUGAAACAAAUUUAAGUGGCUUGGAAGAUGAAGAUCUGGAUUUACUCAUGUAACAGAUUAAAAACUUAAACUGAAAACUACAGGGAUCUAAACGAUUUCUUCAAAACAAAGCUUUUAGGCAUCGUUUCAUUUUUUCCUAAAUGAUUUGUUGGACAUUUUUGCUGUGUGUGGAAUUCAUGGCAUCUGGAAACAGUUUUCACAAAUCUUAUGAUUCCGUUUUCUUCAAGAACCAAAUUUGCUUAAAGGUUCAGUUGUUAGGAUAACUUUUUUAUUUAACAAGUUAAUAGCAACAAGCAUGGUAUCCCAUAUCUGACUUUAAAGUAUUUUAUUGUUUGUCUUCUUGCCUCUUCUGCCAUUAAAUUGUUUCUCCCUCAGCCUUACUUGAACACCACUGAUCCUGUAAAGCGUUGUGAGGGCAUUUUGUAAUACACACACACACACACGCACACACGGAAUAAAAUAUAUAAUAAACAGAGGCCAAUCUUAUCUAUUCUGUGAAACCUAAAACAAGAACACGAAAGAAUCUAGCCGUUUUACUUCAAACCCUUUGCACAGUGCCUAAGUGCCAGGAGCCCUGGUGGUGCCGUGGUUAGAAUGCAGUGUUGCAAGCAAACUCGGCCUACAGCUCAGAUUUCAAUCCUGUUGGGGCUCAAGCUUGACUCAGCCUUUCAUACUUUUAGCCUUCCAGGGACUUAAAGUGACACAGAUUGUUGGAGACAAUAUACUGAUAUUGUAAACCGCCCAGAGUGUGCUGUAAAGUACUAUGGAGCGGUAUAUAAGUCUAUUGCUUUUGCUAAGACAUAAUGGCCAUACUGAUAAAGAUUAAAAAACAUUAUCAAGACAAGUAACAGAUCCUUUCUAAACUGUAAUUACUUUUAUUUGGAAAAUGAAUUGUCAGAUUGGAGAAGGAAACCAGUUGCUUUACAAUAAAUAUGUUUUGUAUCCUUCCUAUCCUUGGUUUGGAGAAAAUUAAAGAAAUAAAUUAUAGUAUUA
Pseudonaja textilis is the source of this 1465-nucleotide messenger RNA. RefSeq names its product chromosome 2 C9orf85 homolog (gene C2H9orf85). The record is from RefSeq and is a predicted model, not a curated record. NCBI's taxonomy places the organism in Eukaryota, Metazoa, Chordata, Lepidosauria, Squamata, Elapidae.